Molecule: messenger RNA, 2206 nt
Organism: Rubroshorea leprosula
Lineage: Eukaryota; Viridiplantae; Streptophyta; Magnoliopsida; Malvales; Dipterocarpaceae
Source: the annotation of a GenBank genome assembly
UGUUCCCCCUUUCUCUCUCCAUUUUCUGUUCUCUCUGCACGCUGUCUCCUGAUAUUUUGGCUUUUCAGUUUCACCACUGGCGUCCCAUGACCUCUACGCACUGUCAGAUCCUUCUCUGAUUUGGUAGUACUCGGACCGAUUGACGUCGGUUCGGCGAGGCGAACCAAUGAGCAACGACGACGCAAGUGUGGAGCCGCCGAAGCCGGCGGUUCUGAGCUCGUCCGCUUCGUUUAAGACUAGGAAACCGAAGACUAACGCUGCCGUGCCCCGAGCUGAUGUCGAUGAUAUUGUCACUCUCCUCCACGGCUCCGAUCCUGUACGCGUCGAACUCAACCGCCUAGAGAACGAAGUUAGAGAUAAAGAUAGAGAAUUGGGAGAAGCGCUUGCAGAAAUCAAGUCUUUGAGAAAUUCGGAGCGUCUCAAAGAAAAGGCAGUUGAAGAGCUAACAGAUGAGCUUAAGAAAGUUGAUGAAAAGCUUAAAGCAACUGAGGCUCUUCUAGAAAGCAAGAACCUUGAGAUCAAGAGGAUAAAUGAUGAGAAAAGAGAAGCUUUGGCUGCACAAUUUGCUGCAGAAGCUACACUCCGAAGAGUCCAUGCUGCUCAGAAAGAUGAUGAAAUGCCUCCCAUUGAGGCUAUCAUCGCUCCUCUAGAGGCAGAACUUAAGCUUUCUAGGUUGGAGGCAGCCAAGUUGCAAGAGGAUAACAGGGCACUUGACCGACUUACUAAGUCCAAGGAGGCUGCUCUCCUUGAGGCUGAGAGAACUGUCCAGAUGGCUCUGGCAAAAGCGUCCUUGGUUGAUGAUCUACAAAACAAAAACCAAGAGCUUAUGAAGCAGAUUGAAAUAUGCCAGGAGGAGAACCGAAUUCUUGACAAAAUGCAUCGACAAAAGGUUGCUGAAGUCGAAAAACUAACCCAAACAAUUUGUGCACUGGAGGAGGCUCUAUUGGCUGGAGGGGAUCUUGCUAAUGCUGUGCGGGACUAUGAACGAAAAGUGCAAGAAAUGAAUGAUGAGAAAAAAACUCUGGAAAGAGAGGUAGCUCGUGCAAAGGUAAGUGCAAACAGGGUAGCUACUGUGGUUGCAAAUGAGUGGAAAGAUGGAAAUGACAAAGUUAUGCCCGUUAAGCAAUGGCUUGAGGAAAGAAGAUUUCUUCAGGGGGAAAUGCAACAGCUUCGAGAUAAACUGGCUGUAGCUGAGCGAACUGCAAAAGCAGAAGCACACAUGAAAGAAAAAUUUCAAUUAAGAUUCAAGACUUUGGAGGAAAAGCUUAAAGCAUCUACCAGUAAUUCGCGCAAUGCCUCUGAAGGAAGAAGUGCAUUGAAUUCAAAUUCUUUCUCCGUUCGAUCUAAUAGAGCUACUGCCUUAUUGAGAAAUGCCAAAAUGUCAUCCAGAUCAUUUGAUGGUUGUAGUAGAUCAUUGGAUGGAGGUAAGCUGAUUCUAGAUGCCACCAGGAAAGAUAGUAUGCCUACCGGUGCUGGUGAUCAGAUGGUUCGUACUGAUGUUACAUGUGAUGAGACUUCAGAUGGAUUGACUGAAAAAUCAGAAAGAGAAAAUGAAGAUUAUGUUUCAGGAAUUUUGUAUGAUAUGUUACAGAAAGAGGUUAUAACUUUGAAGAAGGCUUGUCAUGAAAAAGAUCAAAGCCUUAAGGACAAGGAUGAUGCAAUUGAGAUGCUAGCAAAAAAGGUUGAAACAUUGAACAAAGCAAUGGAAGUUGAAUCCAAGAAAAUGCGGAGAGAAGUAGCUGCCAGGGAGAAAGAAAUGGCAGCUAUGCGGAGUGGCAAGGAGCAAGAUCAAAAGACACGACGGAGCAGUACACCCAAGGUGGCCUAUAAAUAGUUCUCAGCUUACUUCUGCAAGGAAGAGCUCGAAGUUGAUUGGGCAAUCGACGCAGUGGUGGUUACAAUAACCGUAAAAACACAUUAUUUAAUCAUCAAAUUGGUAUGUACUGCUUGUGCGUGACCAUUACUUUCUUCCACUCAUCUGUUUUAUUGUCUCCAAUGAGACGCUCAAUUCAUAAAGAACUGGCUCUAGUCUUUGAGGGAGUUAUUACAUUAUGUAUAUUGUUCUCGGUUCUGCCAUCAAUAUCAAUUCAAGUCAUCAUACAUUCAAUUCAUCCAUAAAGCUUUCAUGUAUUAGUUUUGUCAUGUAAACGUUUGUAUAAACAAGAAACAGAAAUUUAUAUGUUAUGGGUAUGUCAUUCAACCUAGU